AUGGUCCUGACACGCUUGCCAGCGGCGCUCGUCGCCGGCGCCCUGCUCACCGCCACGAGCAUGGCGCUGCCCGCCGGCACCUCUCCGUCGACGCCACUGCUGGAGCCGCGGCAGUCGGCCACGUUCACGAACCCCAUCCUGUGGGAGGACCUGCCGGACAUUGACGUGUUCCGCGUGGGCGACGUCUUCUACAAGACGACGUCGACGUUCGCCUUCAGCCCCGGGGCGCCGGUGCACAAGUCGUACGACCUGGCCAACUGGACGCCCGUGUCGCACUCGGUCCCGCGCCUCGACUUUGGCAACGAGUACAACCUCAACGGGGCCGGGUCGCGCGCCUACGUCAAGGGCAUCUGGGCCAGCUCCAUGCGGUACCGCGCCAGCAACGACAUGUUUUACUGGAUGGGCUGCAUCCAGAGCACGGGCAAGACCUACGUCUACACCAGCGCCGGCAGCCGCGCCAAGGACAACAACGGAGAGGCCCAGAGCUGGAACUGGAAGCAGAGCUCGGUUAUCAACAAGUGCUACUACGACAAUGGGAUCUUGGUUGACGACAACGACACCAUGUAUGUCGUCUACGGCAACAGGAAGCUCACCGUGGCCCAGCUGUCGGCCGACGGUCUGAGCGAGGUCCGCUCCCAGCAGGUCUAUGACAGCGGGGACAUUUACCUCGAGGGUGCGCACAUGUACAAGAUCAAGGGAUUCUACUGGAUCGUCCCAACCAAAGUCGCCUCGGGCGAGUACGUACUCCGAUCCCGCUCCCCCUUUGGCCCCUACGAGGCUCGCGUGCUUUUCGACAACGUCCCCGGGCCCCUCAGCAAUGCCGGCUGGGCGCAUCAGGGCGGCAUGGUCGACACCAAGGACGGCAACUGGCACUACAUCGCCUUCCUGGACGCGUACCCGGGCGGCCGCAUCCCCGUCAUGGCGCCGCUGACCUGGACCAGCGACAACUGGCCGCAGCUGGUCAAGGACAGCCAGGGCCGCUGGGGCACCUCGUACCCCAUGCCGGUGCGCACCUCCAAGACCGUCCCGGGCCCCCGGGGCGUGGACCUCUUCACGGGCUCCGCCCUCGGCCCCAGGUGGGAGUGGAACCACAACCCGGACGCGAGCAAGUUCCGCCUGGCCGGCGGCAGCGGCGGGUUGGUCCUGCAGACGGCGACCGUGACGGACGACCUGUUCAACGCGCGCAACACGCUCACGCACCGCAUCACAGGCCCGCGGACCACGGCGACCUUGCAGCUCGACAUCAGCCAGAUGCGCGACGGCGACCGCGCCGGCCUCGCCAUGUUCCGCGACAAGGCCGGCUACAUUGGCGUGCACCGGGCCAACGGCAACGCGCAGCUGGUGCGGCUCAACGGCGUCAACCUCGGCUCCGGCUGGGUCACCGAGAGCAAGGGGAGCGUGGUGGCCACGGGGCCCAACGUCACCGGGGGCAAGGUGUGGCUGCGCGUCGACGCCGACAUCACCCCGGCGUUUGGCCUGCAGCCGGUCCGCCAGGCGAAUUUCAGCUACAGCACGGACGGCAACACCUUUACCAACCUCGGCCCCUCGUUCACCAUGAUCAACGAGUGGAACUUUUUCACGGGGUAUCGCUUCGGCGUCUUCAACUUUGCCACGCAGGCUCUCGGUGGCCAGGUCACCGUCAAGGGGUUUGCCAAUGACGGGAGCACUCCGAAGAAUGGUUGA
Pyricularia oryzae 70-15 is the source of this 1683-nucleotide messenger RNA. Its product is annotated as glycosyl hydrolase family 43 protein. The coding region runs from base 1 to 1683 and encodes 560 amino acids. Gene Ontology annotation, biological process: carbohydrate metabolic process. Lineage: Eukaryota; Fungi; Ascomycota; Sordariomycetes; Magnaporthales; Pyriculariaceae. Gene Ontology annotation, molecular function: hydrolase activity, hydrolyzing O-glycosyl compounds. The record is from RefSeq and is a predicted model, not a curated record. The transcript is spliced from 2 exons.